AUGUCUGGCCGCCCUGUCCUAUCUCUGCCCCUACGGCAAGCCUUCAGACAACUCCCGCGAUCGUCCCGACGAAUCCAUAAUGCCUCAGCACGCCCAACGUUCCAGCGCAGUCCAACCCAAUGCCUCCACCAACGACGACAUGCAGGCUCUUUCAGCGACAACGCGAAGAAACUCUUCCGCGAUUCCCCUUUCUCCAUCUCCAUGGCCGCUAUAGCAAUACUCCUCGGAGCCGGCGGUGUAAUGUACGCAAACUACAUUUACCAAUCCUACAUCAUCGCCUCGUUUCACAACUACCCCGAAGAAGUCGCCAAGAAGCUCCGCCGGGCAAUAUUUUACACGAAUGUCGACCUCCAGCCACAGGAAGCGAUAAAGUACUACCGUCAAGCAUUACAAGUGGCGGACGAAGUAGGGAUGGAUCCCUUCAGCGACGAGAUCAUGGGUGUGAAGAUUCAGGUCGCGAAGCUUAUGGAGGACAUUCAGCAGUGGCAUAAGGCGAUCGAGGUGCUGGAACGAGUACGAGCAGACAACUUCGCAUGGCUUGCGCAACGCGGUGGGCUACCUGAGAACAAGAAGAAGAGGACGAACGUUUUGGCGAAGACGGUGGGCAUCAGUGUAAAGCUGGGGGAGCUGUAUGGAGCGCCUGCUAUUUACGAUCGGGAACUGGCGCAGGAAAGGUUGGUCUGGGCUGUGGAGACGGUUUUGAAAGAGCGCCAGCGAAGGCAGAGUCAGCAGGUGAAUGAGGAGGAAGAGGGACCCUGGAUGAACGAUGAGGAGGUUGGUGCGGCGCUGGAGUCGCUUGCACAUAGCUAUGAGGCGAAGGACCAACACUACCUCGCGACACCACUCUUCCUCCAAGCAUUGAGCCUCUACCCCAACAAAGAUUGCCACCAAGUUAUCCUCAUGAACAACCUGGCCUCCAGCCUCGCACAGCAAUCACCCCAAGCAUCUCGCGAAGCUCAAGUACACGCAACGUCCCGCAACAUAAAUGAGCGACCUACAGGCCCGGCAGCAUCGAAGGAGAGCAUGAUUGAGAAUGCAAGAAUAUGGGCACAAAAGGCGCUGGAUGUUGCAGCUGCUAUCAAGCCUCCUGUUCGCAACGGGGAGUGUGAUGUAGGAUGCGCGGUGGCUUUGCACAAUCUGGGAGAGUUCGCAGAGAUGGGCAAGGAUAUCGAUUUGGCGAAGCGAAAGUACCAAGAAGCAAUUGGUCUGGCGCGAGCAAUUGGUUUUCAGGAGGGCAUUGAGCAGAGCUCCGCUCGACUGCGCGAGCUUGCUAAGGCAGGUUGA
Fulvia fulva is the source of this 1284-nucleotide messenger RNA. RefSeq names its product TPR repeat-containing protein. NCBI's taxonomy places the organism in Eukaryota, Fungi, Ascomycota, Dothideomycetes, Mycosphaerellales, Mycosphaerellaceae. Gene Ontology annotation, cellular component: i-AAA complex. The record is from RefSeq and is a predicted model, not a curated record. The coding region runs from base 1 to 1284 and encodes 427 amino acids. The transcript has a single exon. Gene Ontology annotation, biological process: protein quality control for misfolded or incompletely synthesized proteins. Gene Ontology annotation, molecular function: misfolded protein binding.